GUCAGAUGUCAUCAAUAAUAAUGUCAAGUCAAUAAAUAAAUUCUUUUUUGUCGAAAGGUUUUGAUGUCGUGUUAAAUUGCAAAAUACGAAAACAAGGUGAAAUUCCUAAAAGCUUUUGAAUAAAUAAUAAAAUAUACUAAGUAUUUAAACAAAGUUAUAAGCAGUUUUAACUUAUAUAUUAUAUUUAUUGUGGUUUGGUGAUAGACAGCUGGCUUGUGGGAUUUAGUGCAAUACUGCUAAUAAAGCUAAAGUUCCAGGAUAGCUCAUAAUGUCUGAUGAUGCUGAACAGCAGUCUGAGGAGAUAGAAGUCCUGAAAUCAAUUUAUGAAGGUGAUGAUAACUUCAAACAAGUUGACUCAAAAACUUAUCAAUAUAAGUACUUUGAUGGAGACAAAUCAUUUGUUCUGGAGAUUUCAUGGGGGCCAACAUACCCAACAGAAAAACCAAACUUUAAUUUGGAUAUCUUCUACAACCAGUCCUUAUUACAACCAGUUAAAGAAAAAAUAUUAAGUAUAGUUGAUGCAGAGGCAGAGCAAUGGCUUGGCUGUGCAAUGACUUACACCCUCUUUGAGUGCUUGAAGGAGAGGCUGGCAGAGAUCCUCGCUGACCAGACUGAAGAGGUGGUUGUGGCUGCCAGAGUAGAGAAAAUUGUUAUUGAUGACCAGACUGAACAAAAGAAACCAGUAGAAAAGAAGGAGCAGUUAACGAAAGCUCAGAAAAGGAGAGCGUGGGAUAAAGCAGAGAUCGGCAGGGCAGGCGAAAAGCCUCGUGGUUGGGACUGGGUGGACAUAGUCAAGCAUUUAUCUCAAGUACCUCACACGCCGGCGUCAUGACACUCAUUCCUAUGAACAUGGAAUCACGCUGCCAAGAAACUUAUAGGUAUGGCUGGAGGCUAGCGU
Helicoverpa armigera (cotton bollworm) is the source of this 898-nucleotide messenger RNA. RefSeq names its product RWD domain-containing protein 4. Bases 269 to 832 code for a protein of 187 amino acids. Gene Ontology annotation, molecular function: protein binding. NCBI's taxonomy places the organism in Eukaryota, Metazoa, Arthropoda, Insecta, Lepidoptera, Noctuidae. The transcript is spliced from 5 exons. The record is from RefSeq and is a predicted model, not a curated record.